AUGUCUACGCCUCAGCAGCGGUUAUCCUCUAUCGCGAACCAGAUCUCAGGCUCUAGUCCUAGUGCCGCCAAAGACAAGCUCUUGGCCAAGAACCCUGACGAUGUUGUGAUCACACUCGCUGUCCGAACCCCGCUCACGAAGGCGAGAAAGGGUGGUCUUAAGGACACCCGUCUCGAUGACCUGCUCAUCUCUUUGUUGACGUCCGUGCGCGAAAAAUCCAAGCUUGAUCCCAACCUUGUGGAAGAUGUCUGUGUCGGCAACUGCCUCUGCCCCGGGCAAGCAUAUGUUGCUCGCUCCGCUGUCCUCGCAGCCGGGUUCCCCGUGACAACCGCCGCAUCGGUUACCAACCGCUUCUGCUCCUCUGGAUUGCUGGCGAUCCAGAACAUUGCCAACCAGAUUACAGCUGGCUCCAUUGACGUUGGAAUCGCAGUUGGCGCAGAGAGCAUGAGCACGAAUGCUGACAGCGGGGCGCCGGACUUGUCUGAAUCGAUCUUGUCGCACCCCAUUGCUUCACAAAAUUUGCAACCCAUGGGUCAGACUUCCGAAAAUGUUGCUGGCCAAUUCAGCAUUUCUCGCGAGCAACACGAUCAAUUCGCAGCAAAGAGCUACCAAAAGGCCGAGGCUGCUCAGAAGGCCGGUUGGUUCGAGGACGAAAUUGUCCCUGUGAAGACAACGAUCAAGGAUCCCAAGACCGGGGAAGUCAAGUCUGUCGUUGUUGACCGGGACGAUGGCAUCCGUUACGGGACAACGGCCGAGUCACUCGGCAAGAUUCGCUCCGCGUUCCCUCAGUGGAAACCAAGCAACACUACUGGCGGCAAUGCCAGUCAGAUUACCGACGGCGCUGCUGCGCUCGUCCUCAUGAAGCGAUCUCGUGCACAGGAGCUCGGACAACCCAUCCUGGGCAAAUUUGCAGGUGCAACUGUGGUGGGUCUGGAGCCCAGAAUUAUGGGCAUCGGCCCUUCAUAUGCCAUUCCCAAGAUUCUUUCCAAGUUCGGGUUGACAAAGGAUGAAAUCGACAUUUUUGAAAUCAACGAGGCGUUUGCAUCUAUGGGUGUGUACUGUGUUCAAAAGCUCGGCCUGGAUGAGGCUAAAGUCAACCCUCGCGGUGGCGCUAUCGCCUUCGGGCAUCCACUUGGAGCCACCGGCGCACGACAGGUUGUUACUGCUCUAUCGGAGUUGCGACGACAGAAAAAGAGGGUGGCUGUCACUUCUAUGUGCGUAGGAACGGGAAUGGGUAUGGCCGGUAUCUUCGUUUCUGAGCAUUAG
Messenger RNA from Aspergillus calidoustus, 1266 nucleotides. The record is from the annotation of a GenBank genome assembly. Lineage: Eukaryota; Fungi; Ascomycota; Eurotiomycetes; Eurotiales; Aspergillaceae.